This is a messenger RNA of Eremothecium sinecaudum, 891 nucleotides long. RefSeq names its product membrane insertase COX18 (gene COX18). Lineage: Eukaryota; Fungi; Ascomycota; Saccharomycetes; Saccharomycetales; Saccharomycetaceae. The coding region runs from base 1 to 891 and encodes 296 amino acids. Gene Ontology annotation, molecular function: membrane insertase activity. The transcript has a single exon. The record is from RefSeq and is a predicted model, not a curated record. Gene Ontology annotation, biological process: mitochondrial respiratory chain complex IV assembly; protein insertion into mitochondrial inner membrane from matrix. Gene Ontology annotation, cellular component: mitochondrial inner membrane.
AUGUUGAGAAGAAAAGCAAUUGCUGGUUUAGGUGGGGUUCGAAAGUUUGGAACUAUACAGGCGGUUGCAGAUACGUUUACGCACUUACAUAGUGUUUCGGGUCUACCAUGGUUAGUACUGGUACCAGUUGCAACAUUUGGGCUACGAGCAACGUUGACCUUACCUUUGAGCAUAUGGCAGCGCAAGCGGUUAAUUAAGCAGCAGGAGCUUCGGAAGCUCGUGCAAGCCAUUCCUCCUGUGGUAAAGAUGCGCUUGGCAGCGGCAGUUAAUGAUGCUAAGGCAUCAGAAGCAAGCAACAGCUCGGGAACUGCAACCAAGAAAGUGGGCCUAAGUUCAACGGCAAGCUCUCUUACCCCUGAACAGAUAAGUUUGCUCUCGGUCAAAGAGAUGCGAAAGCGCCAGAAGGCCUUAUUCAAAGAAUACGGCGUUCAGCUGUGGAAGAAUAUGACAAUGCCAGCUAUACAGAUACCUCUGUGGGUCAUGAUGUCGCUUGGCCUGCGCCAUCUUACCAGCAAGUCGAUCAUAGAUGUCAAUCAUGUGGAGUGGCUGGGGACACUAGGGUCUAUGGACUUGAGUCUGCCAUUUGAUCAAAUGCCAAUGCUGCUACCUAUCGUUCUAGGAACACUCUCGAUGAUAAAUGUUGAGCACAAUGACAAGAUGCUACGAACUACUACUACCACUGCUCUAGGAAUCGAAACGGCGCAGUCGAAGGUUUCGAAGGUGUCUCACGCCCUCACAGGGAUCUUAAACGUUUCUAGACUCAGUUGUAUUUUCUUGAUCGCUAUCUCGUCGCAGACAUCGAUACUUCUGACACUGUACUGGAUAUCUUCACAGCUCUAUUCGGUUCUGCAAAAUGCCAUAUUAGAUCGAUUGUGGCCAUACCAAAAGUAG